Messenger RNA from Drosophila novamexicana, 815 nucleotides. RefSeq lists its product as uncharacterized. The record is from RefSeq and is a predicted model, not a curated record. Lineage: Eukaryota; Metazoa; Arthropoda; Insecta; Diptera; Drosophilidae. Bases 16 to 768 code for a protein of 250 amino acids. The transcript has 2 exons.
GGACGUUUAAGGAAAAUGAAGUCUCUGUCGCUGGUCGCGAUUAUCUUGGCCCUAGCCGGCUGUCAGGCAGCUACAUUGGUCGAGCCUCCGUCUGAUAUUCCAGCACCGCUAAAUGCUAUUGAUAACAUAAUUGUGGAUGUUCUGGAGUCGUGCAAGCUUGGUAUGGUGGAAGGUUGGCCACAAUAUGGCAUACCACCGCUUGCGCCUUUCGAGAUCCAGCACAAGGAUUUCAACUUUGGGACGGGCGAGCUACACGCCACCGGCGCUCUGGAUGGCCUGGUUGUGAGAGGGUUGAACGAGUUUGAAAUACGCACUAUGAGUGUGAAUCUCAUACUAAGUCGCAUUAAGUUUGAGUUGCAUUUUGCCAGCUUGAACCUAACCACUCAGUAUGAGGCGGAUGUGGAGGCCGGUUAUCAUAUGGCGCGUGGUGGUGGCGCCUUUUUGGCUCUGGAAGAUCUGAACAUGUCCGGCCAGAUUAAAUACUCCACGGGAGUGGUGGGCAGCAGCAAUAAUUUGCGCAUCAAGGGAAUCGAGCUCAAUAUAGUGGCGGGCAAUGUGGUCUCCAAUAUCGAGAAUCUAUCCAAGUAUCGCAUUCUGAAUCGCAAACUCAACGAGAUUGUCGAGGAGUUCAUCAGCCUAACUAUUAAUGAAAAUACGGACUUUUUCGCUGAUUGGGUGGACAGCACAGUAACGCCCAUUUGCAAUGAUCUGAUUGGCGAUCGUUCCAUUAAGGAUAUUCUAGAUCUCAUCGGCGGUGGCAGCGAAUAGAGGUUAACUUUUCAGCAGGCGUGCAAUAAAAAGAAUUGUAAAAUUCA